This is a messenger RNA of Aspergillus heteromorphus CBS 117.55, 573 nucleotides long. RefSeq lists its product as uncharacterized. Bases 119 to 454 code for a protein of 111 amino acids. The transcript has a single exon. The record is from RefSeq and is a predicted model, not a curated record. Lineage: Eukaryota; Fungi; Ascomycota; Eurotiomycetes; Eurotiales; Aspergillaceae.
CGUCUCCGGAGUAUUCCCUCGCCCAAUACGGUAGGCAUACAUUGGCAUACAUACAAGGUGCAUCCAAUAUCCAUGGCCUGCAGCCGUAUUUCUGUGUCACCCGUUACCCAUCCAUCGUAUGUUGACUUCUGUCCGUUGCCCUGGUCCGUACCGUCCACCAGGGCCACCAUCCGCCACACGUCUUGACUUUUCCGUUGUCGGCCUCGUUGCCUCUCUUUUGUGUGCUCUCACACAGACGAGCCGUUCCUCUGGCCCGUUGCUGUGCGACACUGCGAGUCAGGGUCUUACUACCUACAGAUCGCGAUACUGCCUGGUACUGGCCCAUCCUGAUGGUGGUAGCAACCAUCGCCAGUCUUCCAUCCGUAUCAGAUCCCCGUCCACUGCUAACCGCCGGCUACCGUUGCUAGGAACCCAGCCGAUUGGAGUAGGCCGACCGCCGUCAUCUCUGGGAUGACGCGGCAAUUGAGGCGUCCGCCAGCGAGAUCCAAACCAUCGUUCACUGGUUGACAGACAUACUGAUUGAAGGUUGACAGGCUGCUGACCGGCAGUCAGGUUCUAUGGAUAGAUCUCCAG